AUGGAGCAUCCACCGGGUUUUGUCGACAGAGAUAAAACUGAUCACGUCUGUUGCUUACAAAAGGCAGCCUACGGGCUCAAGCAGGCUCCCAGAGCCUGGUACACAGAACUCAAGGCGUAUCUUCUGUCACUAGGCUUUCACAACUCUUUAGCCGACACCUCGCUUUUCACACUAUGUUGUGGCUCUGACUUUGUUUACCUCCUCAUCUACGUUGAUGAUAUCCUCAUAAUCGGUAGUAACAAUGGCCUCAUUACUCACAUCCUUGCUCUACUUGCCGAGAGGUUCUCAGUUAAAGAUGCCGAGGCUUUAAACUAUUUUCUAGGAAUCAAGGCACAUCGCACAUCGAGAGGGUUACACUUAUCUCCGAAAAAAUAUAUUCUUGAUCUUCUUCACAGCCACAACAUGCUUGCUUGCAAACCGGUCUGCUCAUCAAUGGCAUCUUCUCCCAAGCUCACCCUUCACUCUGGUAUCCCUCUCUCUGAUCCUCGUGAAUUUAGGAAACUCGUUGGCAGUCUACAAUACCUUGCUUUCACAAGACAAGAUAUUGUGUAUGCGGUGAACCAUUUGUCGCAAUUUAUUCACCGCCCGACCAACGAUCACUUGCAAGCAGCCAAACGCGUCCUCCAUUAUCUCGCCGGCACAACCACACAUAGAAUCUUCUUCUCUGCCUCCAACUGCCUAUCACCUUCAUGCAUACUCGGAUGCAGACUGGACUGGGGACAUGGAUGA
Camelina sativa (false flax) is the source of this 729-nucleotide messenger RNA. The record is from RefSeq and is a predicted model, not a curated record. NCBI's taxonomy places the organism in Eukaryota, Viridiplantae, Streptophyta, Magnoliopsida, Brassicales, Brassicaceae.